Molecule: messenger RNA, 234 nt
Organism: Suillus subalutaceus
Lineage: Eukaryota; Fungi; Basidiomycota; Agaricomycetes; Boletales; Suillaceae
Exons: 1
Source: RefSeq, a predicted model, not a curated record
AUGGGUUCGAAUGAUUUUGGGGCACUCGGUGUGGGCACAAAACAAACCAUAGCAACUCCAGUAGUCGUUUCGUUUGAUCACCUUGCUAUCGAGGGACGCUCUAUCAAUCCAAGUGAGUCCAUUGUCGAGUCCAUUGUUGCAGGACCUCGUCAUGUUGUACUUCAUGUGCGAGCCGUUCUCGGUGAUGAGCAUACGCUCGUUGGCUGGGGUUUGGUCGGACAUGGCCAACUAGGG